Messenger RNA from Sinocyclocheilus rhinocerous, 1818 nucleotides. RefSeq names its product EF-hand domain-containing protein 1-like. Gene Ontology annotation, molecular function: alpha-tubulin binding. Gene Ontology annotation, cellular component: axoneme; mitotic spindle. The transcript is spliced from 10 exons. Gene Ontology annotation, biological process: mitotic spindle organization; mitotic cytokinesis; cilium-dependent cell motility. The coding region runs from base 1 to 1689 and encodes 562 amino acids. The record is from RefSeq and is a predicted model, not a curated record. Lineage: Eukaryota; Metazoa; Chordata; Actinopteri; Cypriniformes; Cyprinidae.
AUGUCUAUAAAUACAAGACACGGGCUUCCUUUCCUGCCAGGAAACUCAUUUCGGGAUUUAACGAAAUCCGCUUUCCACAGAGCUCAGACUCUGGGUUUUAAGAACGGUUACGCUCUGCCCCGGCGGCCCGCGGUCGGCACCGGACAAGAUCCGCUGCUGUCGGUGAACAUCAGUCACAGCGAGAGGAACCAGCUGAUCAGAGACAUCCCGAACCUGACCUACGGGACCGACACACACCGACCCCCGCCGCUAGACUUCAUACCGGCACACGCUGCUUAUGACAAGAAGGUGCUGCGUUUCUAUGGUUACUUCCGGCAGGAAGUGUUACACUCCCCGGAUGAGCACUUCUGCAUUCGUCCGGUGGUGAUUUAUUAUCACCUGGAGGACGACAGCAUGUGUGUGACCGAGCCACCGGUGGAAAACUCUGGAAUUCCUCAGGGAAAGCUGAUCAAACGUCAGAGGCUGCCCAAAAACCAGCGCGGAGAUCUGUACCACUGGAAAGACCUCAAUGUCGGGAUGGACAUGAGCUUGUUUGGAACAGUUUACAGGAUAACACGCUGCGAUGCCUUCACACAGGUCUUCAUGGAGAGUCAGGGAAUAGUGCUAAAUGAGUCAGAGUCUAUUCCCAAUGAUCCGUACACCAUCCGGCGCGCUCAGGCACAACAAACCCACAUCACACCCUACGACCACAAUCAUCAGCUGGAGCGCUUCCUCGCCCUGGAUCGCCAGGUGCUGCGUUUCUAUGCGCUCUGGGACGACUCAGACUCUCUCUACGGGGAGAAACGGCCUGUAACGCUGCAUUACUAUCUGGUGGACGAUUCGGUUGACAUCUGCGAACAUCACGAGGCCAACAGCGGCCGGGACCCAUUCCCAGUGCUGCUCCACAGACAGAAGGUUCCCAAACACAUCAAAUCAACCUGCGAGCCGUUCCCCAGCUGUGUUCUGGAAGUUUCUCCACAAGACGUGAAGGAGUAUUUCUCUCCUGAAGACUUCAGGGUCGGUGAGGAGGUCACGCUGAUGGGGAGGCGCUUCCUGCUGUAUGACUGUGACGACUUCACCAGGAAAUACUAUGAACAGAAUCACCCCGACUUCCUGCUCAAACCACUUACUGUAGACACCAGAACACAGCAAGACAUCAAGAAGGUGAUUCCUCCGUAUAACGGCUUCGGUUCGCUGGAGGACUCGUUACAGAACUGUCUGUCCCUAAUUCCUGAACCGCCCAAGAAAGACGUGAUCAAACUGCUGGAGAACGACAACAAAGUCCUGCGUUACAUCGCACGGCUGGAUUCCCAGAAUCCCCUGGAUGAGGGCCGACGCUUCAUUCUGUCGUACUACCUGUCUGAUGACAUGAUCAGUGUCUUUGAGAGAUCAACACGUAAUUCCGGCAUCAUCGGAGGAAAAUUCCUUGAGAAGACUUGUGUCCCGAAACCAGGAAGCUCUGUGGAAAACCCAGAAUACUUCGGGCCUGCAGACUUCUCCAUUGGAGCGACUGUGGAGGUGUUUGGCCAUCGGUUAGUCCUGAUGGAUGCUGAUCGCUACGUGUUGAGUUAUCUGGAGUCACUGUCCCAUCACAUCCCUGAACACACUCUCUCUUCACUGAGACAGAAGUUUGGGGUCAGUCAAACCUCAGACCAGGAGGAACAACAUGAAGGUGAGACUGAUGGAGCUGCGGUCAUCCUCCAGAGCUGAAAUCUGCUCUAUAAUGCUUCCCAUCGUCACAAGAUACCAACACGUCAUCAUCAAAAUACCUUUUUUCUUUCAUGUUUGUUCUUUUUGAUGUUGAGAAUGUUCAUGUAUUGUGAUGUUAAUGUGCAAUAA